AUGCCGAAUAUAGAGGAGAGACUGGUUGCGAAGUUGUUCUUCGUGGAUCAACACGGGACGGAAACACAUCGCAUGUCCACACUAGUACCAUGGACUCAGGCUGAUACCUACCAGAGCUUCUUAAGCCUUGUUGUCAAAUGCUUUAACGAUCCUGACCUCACUCGGGAAUUCAAUAGAAAAUACGAUAUUCCUUUACAGUGUGCCAUACACGAGGAUAAAAGCACCCUAUGGGCCCGCGUCUGCCAGCAAAAUUGGACCUUGCUCACACCGCAAGAUACUUUGGGAAUCUUCCUUCCACACGUCAAGGAGGAAGAAGUCCAGGAUGGCCAUGAGCCUUCGGAGAAUGAUACGAAGGAUCCUGUAGACAUCGACAAGAAGGUUCCGGGGCUCGUUUGCCUUACAUGUGAUCAAUAUGGAGCAGCAACUCCGGGAAGCGGCGGGGUCGUUAUCGCGCUUCCAAAGACCUACGAGGAUCUUGAAUCCAUCGCUUGGACUGCAUACGGACUCGGAAACGGUGAAUUCAAGGAGCAGACACGACUUUCGACUUGCAUUCCUGAUCAUACUGGACGCAGCAUCUGGGUAGCUUUCGACGAGCCCGCAUACGAACGCUUGAUCGGCCUCUGUUCGAGCCACACCUUUCAUGUGAAGGUAUCAUUUGCCUAG
Cyclocybe aegerita is the source of this 663-nucleotide messenger RNA. Lineage: Eukaryota; Fungi; Basidiomycota; Agaricomycetes; Agaricales; Hemipholiotaceae. The record is from the annotation of a GenBank genome assembly.